AACUUACUAUGAGUUGAGUUGCCAUGUGAGAAAAUGAUUAGAAUGGCGGCUGAAAAUGUCUAACAAUAUUUCUCAAAAUAGAACUAAACUGAAGUGAUAUUUUAUAAAUUAAAUAUGAGUUUACGUUUUAGGAAGAAGAAGUGAAACCGAUGACUUUUGCGUGACAAUAACAAUCAAUAAAAACUAAAUUUAAUUUAAAUAAUCAUGUAACGACAAUACCUUCCAGUAAUUUAAUCAUGGCCUUUUACUGCGAAUAAUUAUAAAUCUAUACCAAUUCAUCUAUAAGUGUUUAGUGAUGGUGUUUGAAAUGUUUCCGUAGUGUUACUUAGCAACAUGGCAAGGGAUGGAGACUUGCCGACUAUUUUUAAUCCUAAACGAGUUCGUGCUCCUUCUGUGAUAAUAACAAGUGAGGAAGUGGAGACUGAACGAGGGGGUGAAGGUGAUCGUGAUCUUCCGAAUGGGCCCCCAACGCCACUGAGCCCGCGGGCGCCUCUAACACCGCAAACGUCCGUGUCGUCGGCAGUGUCUGCACCACCACUAACGACGCAGCCGUCCCUUCAGCAAGCCUUUAGUGAAUCUGCGGCAAGCAGUCAAGAUGAAGAGCGACAGCUUCGCGAGAAGAAGUGCCCAAGAUCUUGCUGCUCAAAGUUUGCAAAAAAGAUAUACUAUGGAAUCUGUGUCACACUGGUCCUUACUGCCUCCUGGGUGACAUCAACUCACUGCAUCAAGCACAUGUACUUGGAAACUUACCCACCUAUAAUCUAUCCCACUAGCACGGAGACAACUUCUCAGACCUUCAACUAUACUGCUAAGCCCCAAAGUCAAAACUACAAUUUGUACAAUGCCCCCUUCUUCACUGCCUGGUUUUCUACCAACUGGCUCAUAUUGUUCUAUCCCAUCUACAUGAUAGUGAUGCUCAUUCACAACAAGUGCAAAUCUGCCAAUGACAUAGUCUAUGAUGCCUUCAGAGACUUCAGAGAAAAGGGAUUCACUUUUGCUCGCUUCAUCAGCCGCUGUGGAUUGUUCUGCCUGCUGUGGGUGGUGACCAUCUACAUGUACACAUAUUCCUUGAAGAUCCUGCUCUGCACAGAUGUGGUGGCCCUGUUUGCCACCAAUGUCUCAUGCAUCUAUCUGUUGUCCUGGGUCAUAUUACAUGAACAGUUUGUUGGUGUUAGAAUCGUGGCGGCUAUUUUGUGCGACACCGGAAUAGCGUUGCUCGCGUACAUGGACGGCAUCACAGGCAGCUCUACACUUGGUGGAGUUGUACUCGCCGCCUGCGCCGCGGCAGGUUUUGCUAUAUUUAAGGUGCUGUUCCGUAAAGUAAUGGGUGAAGUGAACACUGGCCAGCGCGCGCUGUUUUUCUCCAUCCUGGGCAUCGUGAGCGCCUCCCUCCUGUGGCCGGUGUGCCUCGCGCUCUACCUCACCGGCUCCGAGAUGCUGCCGUCCCCCUCGCACCAAAUGCCCUGGCUUCACCUCAUGGGAGCCAGUGUUGCGCUGUUGGUGUUCCAUCUAGUGUUCCAGUUUGGAAAUAUUGUGACAUACAACAUUUUCGUCUCACUCGCUCUCAUCACUGCUGUACCAGUCUCAGCCGGAUUGGACGUAGCAUUCUACGAAGUGCAGUUCGAGGGCAUGAAGCUGGCCGGCAUCGUGCUGAUCGGCGUGGGCUUCUCGCUCGUCAUGUUCCCCGACAACUGGCCCAACUACAUCAUGCGCCUGCUCAGAUGGAGCCGCCGGCAGCGCGGCAACAACGGCUCGGGGCGCAGCCGCGACGCCAUGGACUUCCGCACCGGCUACAUACGCUCGCACCUGCGCUCGCCCUCCGGCCGCGUGCGGUGACCGCCCGACGACCUCCCCUAAACGAUUAUACGCUCUACUGCGCCGUGAUAACGGUCAAAUUACAACGCUCUGAUCUAACUUUCCUCUUACUGUCGACGAUUUGUUGUUUGGUUACGUAGGAUUGGUUCACCUAAGGACGGGAACCCUCAGAGACGCAUUCGCGCCCUAUAAAAUUUCUUUAAAAAUAUCUAGCGUGGCCGUAUACCGUUGCGGGGUGCCUUAAUUGUGGUCAAAAGGGAAAAUCGGCUUAAACUCAAAAAAAAAAGGGGUACAAAUCUCACGGAAAUAUUAAAGAGUUAUGUGGCGAGGGUAACUUUAAAUGAAUGAUAUGAAUGCAGAAUUGAAUGUUUCUAAUAUUAAAAUUAAACUCAACUUCAGUUGAUCUUAAAAAUUAUCGAUGUUUAUCUUAUGACUUUACAUUUGUAAAGUUUAAACUCUUGAUCUGCUCACUAUCCUCAUGUUAGACCUCCAAAUUAACUGGCCAAAAUUUACAAAUUAUUUCGAUAUACACGUUAUAUACCGAUUCUACAUUUAUAGUUCCGAAAAUAUUACGGUUUCUAAAUAAUACGCCUAAAGGUUAUAUUCAAAUAUAUUCAAUGAACUGAAUCUUCUUCACAUCUCACAUCGUCGCUAAUUAUAUCUAUAUCUUAUCUUAUAAUGAUAUCUAGUGCUUGUAUAAUUUUAUAGAUUUACUUCGACUACCGUCCGUCCUCUCUAUUUGAAGAGCACCUGAAAAUUAUGUUUUAGCAAAAUAAUCUACACUACCAGCAAAUAUUGAGAAAUCGGGAUGCUGAUAACUAAUGAACACUUAUCUCAAUGUGGUUAAAAAUUGAACAGCAACAACGGAUGCCAUUGGGAAAAUGUACUAUUGACAGAUCAAAUGAUUAGAGUAAGGGUUCAAAAUCUAAUUUUACAAAAAAAAGUACAUUUUUGCCAGCAGUAAGCCUAGCACAGGAGCGGCGCGACAGUAUCUUGGCCGGGAGAUAGACUACCCGUCCCACUCUAAUUCAUACAGUGACAAAAAGACGGGUAGUAAAUCUCGCUGGCGGGAUAGUAUCGCGCCGUUUCUGUGCUAGGUCUACUUUGCGCGAGUGCUUUCAUAAUAGCGGACUGUGGGACCUAAUCUGUCAAAGAAACGUUUUCCCUUUGGCGCCCAGUGAAGAGUGAUCUUUGGCAACUUUUUACCCCAUUCUCGACACUACGAUGUACUCAAUACAUCGUAGUGUUCUUUAAAACUUCAAUUACUAAUCUAUAUAUUCUAUCUAUAAUGUAUAAUCUUGAUGUUGUGAUCACCAGUAGUGGUUAGUGUAGGGUUUGGAUCGUGUCAAUGUACGAGGAGGUAAUUCAAUCGUACAUUCAGACGUUCCGAAGGAUGGCUUCCGAAUUUGUCAUUAGAAAUUAUGAUAUCGAAUUUUAAAAUAAGAUCUAGUCGAAUCUAGUCAGGGUAUAAAUAUAUUUGUUAUACACGAAUUGAUUUACUUUUGAAUGUUAUUCUUAUCCAGAAUUUAUUUACUGUAGGUUUUAAUUUAAUUAUUUAUAUAUUUAGAUAUUUUUUCAAGCGCUAUUGCCAUAAGCCAUGCAUUUUCGAGUCAUGGAAUUCCUCGUACCUGUAUUUAGUAUCGAUUUUUACCGACUAUCCAAAUUGUGAAACUGCGUGGCAUGUUGUAUGGGUUUACGCAUCUUCUCGAUUUUAAGUUGACCUUUUUAUGCACGUUAUGCAAGUCCUACUACCGCCCCAAAACGUAGAAAUAAAUAUAAGCAUCACUUAACACCAAGUAAUGGUCAUGCAUGUUAACCUCGUUUACUUUCGUUUAAGCGCUAAAGUCAUUACAAUAUCUAUAUUAUAAUAAUAAUAAUAGUUUUAUUUAGUUAUUGACGUCGACCAUACCUAAAUGUAAACGUUUUUUUCAUGCAUGCACAUAACUAGUAGGUAUAUAUCUCGUAUGUAAUACAUUAGUUGGCUACCGCGUUACCUCGAGGUUUCGACUCUUCGCUCCGUAGUUGUUACAUUAUAGCGUUAAUCAUACAGUAGUAGACGUUAGUUGACGACUGAAUUGUUAAAGUUGGCGUGUGAAUUGAAGGCUUAUAUUGCUGCUGUUUGCAUGGGUCGUUCUUGUAUGUGUUUUAUAAAAAAACAGUAUAAUUUGGAUACAAUGAUUCCUUCGUUGAGAUAGUGGACUGGUUUGAAAUGGUUUUCCUCGUAAUCUGAUCGCUCUAAAUAUCCGCUUAGACGCUUAGCACACUGGAUUCAAUUCGGACGUCACUCUGAUGUUUGAGCGAGAAAACGCUAUGCGCGUAUUAUAGCGACAUCCCGCUCGCACGCCGGAGGGACGUGCGAAUCGGAUCCAGUCUGCUCAGCACCUUAGAUCGCUUUGGCCGACAGUAAAUUAAAUAGAAAAAGCAAUCAACUAUUUUUUUUUUAUAACUCUGUAUCUGUCGUACUUAUGUAUUUUCAGCGUGAUUUGCAAAAACCAGACUUGUUAUGAUGUUGAUAUGUUUAUAUUAUUGUUUGAACAUGUUUUAUUAGUGAAUUUUAAAUAUAUAUUAUAAUAAUAUUUAAGUAAUGUACCAUCAAUGCGUUCUAGUGUCAUAUGUUUUUCUUACGUGCCUUGUUUCACCAGGGUGAUUGUUUUCAUUUCUUCAGUAAUUUAAUUUAUGCUCAGGGGUUCACAGAUCAAAAUACCUAUAUUUAUUGAAAUCAAUCCACGAAUGCACUGAUAAUGAUAAACCAAAACUGAUGGCACUGAAACGCACUAAUAUAGCCCUCAUUCAGUAGAAUUGACACUUCAGAGUCCGCUGCAAACUCGACCGAAUUUCAUUUUCCCAUACAAACAAGUUUCCGUUCUCAUUUUAAAACUACGCGUUGGAUUGUAAUGAAACUUUGCACAUACAAUGACAUAAGGUAUAUCUAUGCCUGUAAUUAGUUCUGAAGGUACAUAAACUAAUUACAUGCAUACAUAUUAUACCUUAUCCUAUUGUAAGUACAUACAACGUUUCGAAGCAAUUUAGGUAGUCGUUUUAAAAUGAGAGCGUAACUACGUUUGCAUGGAGAACCGAGCUUUCUGUGGACUCUUAAAAUAAAACUAAACUGUUAUAAUUAAUAAAAUAAUUAAUUCGAUACUGAAAGUGCAUUUUGUUAAGUAUUUAACCUUUUGAACGCCACGCCUAUCGCACGCGGCGCGUAAUCGUGAACCUUGUCGGUACGCAUAAAGGUUGAUAUCGGGCUGUAGCCGCGCGCGUCAUAUGACGUCUUUGGCGGUCAAAAGGUUAAAUAAGUAUAAUUUUACAUUCUCACAUUAAUGUUGAUCUCUUUUUAAGAUGAAUAUUUAAGUUCGAGUCUACUUUGCGCAUAGCCUGGCGGCGAAACACCGCUCGUUGAGUCCACUACGUAAUUAAGGUGAAUGUGAAGAAGACUGUCUAUAAGGUAAGACCGUCUAAAAGCUCCUUCGUCGAUUUUAACUGUUGCGUUUGUACAUACUCCACUUGCCUAUAGAAGAUCGGUAGAGCAAGAGGAAUGAAGCUUUUCUUUUUUGACUGUGUUUGAGCCUUGGAAGAUUUAACAAUUGGAGACGCCUUGUCUGUAAUUUUCUGUACAAAACAGUCUGCCGAUUUUUGCGGGAGGUACAUCAAAUGAAUACGUACAAAUAGCCAUGUCAGAUAAUCGUCAGUCCAUACAAUGAAUAUGUUCGUUGAUGUUUUCGACAGACGGGUAAGCUCUUAAGGCGACUCGAGUUGUUAAAUCCUCCAAGGUUUGAGCAAAGUAAGUAUACAAAGAGUUCUUGCCCUAAGUCGGUCUUCCCUCCAAUUAUUUCUUAUAUGGCGGUCUUCUCCGCAUUGACUUUAGCUUAUUUGCCUGCAUGUUUCAAACAUUUAUCUUCUAUAACGGGUAAGUGUUGGCCGCGAGGCCAUGUGCAGAUUAAGUUUAUCACUAGCGAUACUAGUCGAGGUGUUGUCACGUUUUUUGUAUCGUGAAGCUCAAUGUAUUUGUUGUGACUGUGAUGUUUUGUAUGGUUGCUUAUCUUUGAAUGUGUAACUUGAUUUAUAUACAACAAUGGCUGCGAUAUAAUAAUAACAUGUGACUGGUACACAUGAAGUUUUAAGUAACAAAAUUAAUAUAAAUUACGAAUAAAUAUGGAAUUAGUUGUAUUAGUGGAAAUAACGGUUGCUACGUUUCGUUUCGUACGGUAGGCACGCCUUACUAGCCUAUAUAUAGGAUAUUCAACGGCAAAUUUACGAUUUCCAAAUGAGAUUAGCAUUAACAAUUAAUUUUCACUGCUGGACAGUGAAAAUGCUGAAGGUAGUGACAAGGAAGGGGGGUUCCUUUCACUAGACAUAUGUAAUGACAUAUUUAAACAGGCUGUUUAUUUAGUCACCUGCAAUAAUUUACGGGGCGAAUACAUAAGUCAUACUGAGCAACUUUUAAUAUGGGACCAACCAAGAAGUUGCAAAAAAAAAAAUUGUCUGUUUCAUACAUUUCGGUUGUCUGACCUUAAUACUUUGUAUGGGAGAGUACAUUUUUUUCGAGAUUUCGGCGUUGGUCCCAUAGUAAAAGUUGCUCAGUGUGACUAGGUACGUUCACUCCGUAAAUUAUUGCAGGUGACUAAAUAAACACCUGUAUAUAUAUGCUAUGCCGAUAUAACGAUCGAUUAUUGAUAAAAUUUAUAAAAGCUGCGUCACAGCUUUGUAUAUGACAAAUAUAUGGGCACAUUUUGAAUGAAAUAAGAAUUCUAUUCAUAAUGUGCCCGUGCAAUUUCGUAACUCGCUCCACAUUUAAAAAAUAUUCAAUUUAAACCAUUAUUGGUUGAUAAUCGGUUAAACAUUUACAAGAUUAUUAGUUAAAUGUUAUUAUUGUAAUGUUAGCAGCCUAAUCCAACUCGAAUAUUUGUAUUCAACAAAAACUUUAUUAGAAACAGAACAUUUAAUUUAAGUAGGAACAUUUAUAUUCAAUGAAUUUAAACAAAUGCACAUUUGUUGUUUCUAACAACAGUCUUUAUUGUUAGUUUGAUUAAAAUGAUGAUUAAAGACUGAAUUAAAUUGAAAAUGACUAAAAUCAAUUACACUGUCGUGAAUUAAAAAUUUAAGUAUAAACGGGACCGGAUUUCGCGGGGGGUGAAGAGGAGAUGACCUUUCGUCUUUUGUCGCUGCCGUACUCCCACAGCGUACUCCCUAUACUUCCACAUAGUAUGGAAGGGUAGACAGCAACAUUUCUACAAAACUCAACGCUGUAUGCAGCGUACGACGUCAAAAAAUCCAAAGUCCUAGUCCAGGGUUCACCAAACUUAAAACGGCCAAAUGUAAAAACAUGCACAAAAGGCCGCUGCGACAGCGGUGAGACUUACUAAACUCGCAACUGUGCCUCGACAAUACGCUGGCAGCUCGCAAGCCGCGGUGUUUUGAAUAAAUUCUCUUUGGUCGGUAGCCAAACUUAAACUUAUGAAAUUGUUACAAUGAAAACAAAAAUUAUCUGUUGUUUUUUAUAUUUAACUGCAUUAGGCUAUUGUUCAAAUUGGCCUUUCUUCACUCCCCGAAGCGAGCCGAACCGCAACGAGUUAGUUAUGUAUUUAAGUAGAGAAAUGUUUAUUAAGUCGGUGUUAGUUUAGAUGAAAGUGAUUUAUGUACUAGGACACGUUAGUAGAAGCAACAUGUUAUUGUACGUAAUGAGUAGCUGACACGAGAUAACACAUUGGCCCCUGUGAUUCAUUCAGUUAAAUCUAGGAUUUGAUAGUCAUUAAAUAAGAUUUGUCAUAGAA
Molecule: messenger RNA, 7586 nt
Organism: Cydia pomonella (codling moth)
Lineage: Eukaryota; Metazoa; Arthropoda; Insecta; Lepidoptera; Tortricidae
Product: solute carrier family 35 member F3
Exons: 9
Coding region: 334-1836 (500 amino acids)
Source: RefSeq, a predicted model, not a curated record